Verruconis gallopava is the source of this 546-nucleotide messenger RNA. RefSeq lists its product as uncharacterized. Bases 1 to 546 code for a protein of 181 amino acids. The record is from RefSeq and is a predicted model, not a curated record. The transcript is spliced from 2 exons. Lineage: Eukaryota; Fungi; Ascomycota; Dothideomycetes; Venturiales; Sympoventuriaceae.
AUGGCAGACGGCAGCUGUGUGCAGGAGAGUUUCGUCCGCGGAAACGUUGCUCGGUCUCAGGCCGACAAGAGCCCUGGCGCCCGCGUCGCAAAGGACGGUCGACGCAGCCCGAUACCGAUGCUCAAGGAAGCCAAGCAGCGCGUGGCCGCGAAGGAGGCAGCCGGCGCGUACGACGAAUACGCUCCCAUCGAGCGGGUGGCAUCGCGGAAGAACAACCGCGUGUUGAUCUGCACAGAGCGUCAGUGGGAGGCGUACAAGUCGAACUUGGCGCGAGCGACUGCGUUGGCCCGAUUUCAGGAGGCGCACGGGCAGGUGUUCCCCACGGAUUCGACAGAGUAUAGGCGGGCGGUGGAGAACGUCGACGUCGAGGCGGAGCUCGCGUUCCUCAAGGGCAGUUGGGCCAAGAAAUGGAAGGCUCGCGGGUGGCCGCACGGUAAAGGCAAUAACAAGUCCCUGAGUAACCGGUGGGAUUAUCGCGUAGAACUUGGUGAGAAUCCGGGAGAUCAUAAACCUGGACCGUCGGAGGCUGGAAAAGUAACCGAGUAA